This is a messenger RNA of Closterium sp. NIES-67, 3118 nucleotides long. NCBI's taxonomy places the organism in Eukaryota, Viridiplantae, Streptophyta, Zygnematophyceae, Desmidiales, Closteriaceae. The record is from the annotation of a GenBank genome assembly.
CCAGAGUACUAGGCACCGUGGCUGGUGGUGCUGCAGACACGUAUCUGGACUCGCGUGCAGGUGAUGCAGCGGAGCAGGUGGGGUGGCUGGAGACGCCGUUGCUGGGCCUGGCGAAGCGCAGCGGGGGCGUGCUGACUCACGGGCAGGCGAGGAAGCUGCAGGAGGGUGGGCUGUGGACGGUGCGCCACCUGCUGGAGCACUACCCGCACACUUACCUGGACCUGUCGCGGAGCAAGGAGGAUGUGAUAAGAGACAUGCAGGUGGCUGCUGUUGGCGUGGUUGAAAGUGUCAAUGUGUACCGCGGUGCCUCCGUCGCUAUAGCCGACAUCAGGAUCCGCUGCAACCUUCCCAACAAUGCCGAAACUCCAGCCACCACCACACCCACCCGCAGCAGAUUGAGCAGCAGCAGCAGCAGCAGCGGUGGCAGCGGCAGCAGCGGUGGCAGUAAGGGGUUUGUGGUGUCAGCCAAGCAGUUUCGCCCGGGCCAAUGGGGUUCCUAUGCUCUCUCCAAGGCCUUCACAAAGGGUGCUCUCGUCUCCGUCGCUGGUCAGGUGCUCUGUGUGCAACGAGAUGGAGCCUUUGAGCUGGACAAGAACAGCCAGAUAGUGAAGGUGGACGCAGGGCCCGGUGCGGAAGCCAUGUGGGCGAGCGAUGGCGCUGUGCCCGUUUACUCGGCCAAGAAGGAGAUGGAUCCUCUCGCCCUGCGCGCCAUCAUUGAGAGGUUAAUCAAGCACAUCCCUCCAGCGAUGGACUAUCUCCCCCCCUCCCUCCUUUCUCGCUACAACCUCGUCCCUCUCCCUCUCGCCCUCGCCACCAUCCACUGCCCGCCCGACCGCACGCUCCUCCCCGCCGCCCGGCGCCGCCUCGUGUUUGACGAAUUCUUCUUCCUGCAGCUGCGCAUCCUGCUGCUGCGCCGCCGAAUCCAGCUCUGCCACCUGGCAGCCGCAUCCGCCGCCGUAGGAUCCGCUGAGUGGAAUCGGACGGUGCUGAGCGCGGAACACUGGGCUCCCCUCACGCAAGAAAUGCUCGCCUCGCUGCCGUACAGGCUCACAGCUGGGCAGAUGCAGGCUGCCCGGGAGAUAAUUUCUGACAUGAACCGGCCCGUGCCCAUGGCUCGGCUCCUACAGGGCGAUGUGGGGUGUGGCAAGACGGUGGUGGCCCUUUUAGCAUGCAUGGAGGCGGUGGCGCAGGGCUACCAGGUGGCAGUCAUGGCUCCCACGCAGUUCCUCGCCCAGCAGCACUACGCGCGCUUUGAGCAACUACUCGAGGCGCUGCCUCCUGCUCGCCGACCGACUGUUUGUUUGUUGACCGCGACGGUGAAACGGGCCAAGGCCGUGCGGCUGGCCAUCAAGGAGGGUCGAACCUCUAUCGUGAUCGGCACGCACGCGCUCAUCGCCAAGGCCACUUCUUUCCACCGCCUGGGGCUGGCAAUAGUGGACGAGCAGCACCGGUUCGGAGUCAACCAGCGGGCCAGGCUGCAGGAGAAGGGUUCUGUGGCUCUCCUCAACAGCCAGCAGCAGGAAGAAGGAAGUGCCAGCGACACCGAAUCAGCUGCUGAAUCCGGAAGUGAAUCCUCCUCCUCCUCCUCCUCCUCCUCCUCCUCCUCCUCCUCCUCCUCCUCCUCCUCCUCCUCCUCCUCCUCCUCCUCCUCCUCCUCCUCCGCCUCUCCCCCCCUCCCCCCUCUCUCGGAGCCCCACACUCUCACUAUGACCGCCACACCCAUCCCACGCUCACUUGCCCUCGUGCUGCAUGGCGACACCGACAUCUCGCAGAUCGCCGAGCUGCCGCCCGGCCGCACGCCGGUGGAGACCCUUGUCUUUUAUGACAAGGAGGGGAAGGGCGGCAGCGAGGGGGAGGAGAGUGAUUCGGAGGAUGAGGAGGAAUCGGAAGCGAAAGAGAGGGCUGUGGCGUACCAGAUUCUUCGGGACGAGGUAGAGUCGGGCGGCCGAGCCUUCAUUGUCUUUCCAAUCAUCGACGCCUCAGAGGAGCUCCCGGGAAUCCGGCCAGCCACAGAAGAAUUUAAGCUGCUGACCAAACAGGGCGGCCUGCUUGGUCGGCCGUUAAGACCUGGCAGCAGCACUUGCAGCGGUGCUGGCAGUGACAGUGAUGGUUGCCCGCACAUCCCUAACAGGGGGCCGCAUGUUUGGUACAGUGAGGACCCCACUGGUUACGACACAGACCAGUAUAACGCCGAGCUGGAUGCCAUGUACGGUCCUCAAUACGAUGACCAAGUCUUUGAAAUCUCUGAUUCUGAUGCCGAUGGUUCUGAUGCCGAUGGUUCUGAUGGCGCUGAUUCUGACGAUGAUUCGGAUGAUGAGUCUCUUGGAAGGCUGCGCUGUGGGCUGGUGCAUGGGCGGAUGGAGCCAGACGAAAAGGACAGCGUCAUGCGCAGCUUCCAAGAAGGAUCUAUACAGGUGCUCGUGUGCACGACAGUGAUCGAGGUGGGGAUCGACAUCCCCGAGGCCACGGUGAUGCUGGUGGAGCACGCAGAGCGCUACGGCUUGGCGCAGCUGCACCAGCUGAGGGGGCGGGUGGCAGGGGCCAGCGCAAGUCGCGCUGCCUGCUGGUUGGAAGCUCCAAGAGCGCUCGCCAGAAGCUGAAACUGCUGGAGACAUCACAGGACGGCUUUGAGCUGGCCCAGCUGGACCUCAAGAGGCGCGGCCCGGGGGAGCUGCUGGGGAAGAAGCAGUCCGGGCGGCUUCCAGGGUUCAACCUUGCGCGGCUGGAUAAGGACCUGCACAUUCUGGAGGACGCGAGGAAGGCUGCCGAGGAAGUGGUUGAAUUGAGUCAAGGCACUGGAGAAUUGGACCCGGCACUUGCUCAAGAGUUGCGAAUUCGCAACCCUUUGUAUGCUUCAACCCAAUGAUAGUGAAUAUUUGUGUUACGAAGGUAGCUUGCAUAGGGCGUAUUCCUACGGAGUUGGAUCCGGAAAAAAAUAGGAUCCAACGCGCACGGUACAGUGCGGUGCGAGUGUUGUCAUGCACAUUUGAGGGCGGUUCAGCUUGGUAAUUCACUUGCGGAUCCAGCAUUGUCUGCAUAGACCAUUAGGACGUAAGUUGAUAAUACCCUUUGUGUGUGGUGGACUAGCGUCUUUUGUUGAUAAAUUCCUGAACAUGCA